This is a messenger RNA of Fusarium odoratissimum NRRL 54006, 432 nucleotides long. RefSeq lists its product as uncharacterized. NCBI's taxonomy places the organism in Eukaryota, Fungi, Ascomycota, Sordariomycetes, Hypocreales, Nectriaceae. The record is from RefSeq and is a predicted model, not a curated record. The transcript is spliced from 2 exons. Bases 1 to 432 code for a protein of 143 amino acids.
AUGUUGCUGAAGUCCCUUCUCCUGCCUUUGGCGUUGCUCCAGGCUACGAGUGCGCUUUCCAUCAAGAGUCCUCAGGUAGACGCGUCCGAUAAGCAUCAGCUACAGGCGAGGGCGUGGGUUGCUCAGUCCUUCCCCACAGAAACCGUAUCUAACCGUCUCAGUGAAACAAUUGAGGUUCCCUUCAGCUGUUUGGGUUCUCAAAGCCCUGGCAUCUGCUUCACUGUGGCAGCUGUUGGUGUGACUUUGUACAAAGUCGGGAAUUUUCUUCACUACCAUGCCGUCCAUACGACCAACUCGCAGGCCAGAGGCGUCGUGGACUUCAUCUUUGCGAAUGGGAAAGUGCCUAUCGAGUAUGGCCCAGGCAUUAACGGUAGGCCUGGGAAGAUGUUCGUUGAUUCACGUAUGGGCCCAGGAGUGAAGCUUCAGGGGUAA